This is a messenger RNA of Alnus glutinosa, 1243 nucleotides long. Its product is annotated as ranBP2-type zinc finger protein At1g67325-like. The coding region runs from base 142 to 954 and encodes 270 amino acids. The record is from RefSeq and is a predicted model, not a curated record. The transcript has 7 exons. NCBI's taxonomy places the organism in Eukaryota, Viridiplantae, Streptophyta, Magnoliopsida, Fagales, Betulaceae.
GUCUUCCCUGCAGCCAAACAGGCCUUUACUGAGAAAGUCCCUCCCUUUUCCCCUAAACAUAAAAACGACAGCGGACUUCACGGUCACAGACUCACAGAUUUCGCAGUCCUCUUCACUGUCCUCUCUCUCUGAGCUUUGUGAAUGGCUUCUACGAAGGUUGAUAACAAUCGGGGUCCGUUCGGAUCGAAGAGGUCUCGCAAUGAUGCUUCACGGAGUGAUGGAGAUUGGACCUGUCCUAAGUGUGGAAACGUUAACUUCGGGUUUAGAAUUGUUUGCAAUCGUGAAAAAUGUGGUGCUCCCCGACCACCUGCCACUCCACCUCCUCCAUUUAGUCCUUAUAACACCCCUCCUCCAUUAUAUUUCGGAGGCGGUGGUGCUCCUCUGCCAUAUGGAGUGUCUAGUAGGUAUGGAUACCCAGUACCCCCUUCUGGAAUGCGGUAUGACUAUGGUGCCCCUGUAAGUGCUCAUGGAAUGCGGUAUGACUAUGGUGCCCCUGCAAGUGCUCAUGGAAUGCGGUAUGACUAUGGUGCCCCUGCAAGCACUCAUGGACCAUAUAGCCCUGUGCCUACAUUUCCACCUGGAAGUUAUGGAGGCAUGGGUUAUGGUUCAGGGCCUGCUCUCAAUGGACAUGGAUUUGCCUUUCAGGGACCUCCGUGGGCAGGAGGCGUAUUACCUGAUAAUCCUGCCUCUCGUAAACGUCGUGGAGGGCCAGAUGGUUUGCAUGAAGGGGAUUGGAUUUGUCCCAAAUGUGACAAUGUUAACUUUGCCUUUAGAACCACUUGCAACAUUAAGAAGUGUGGGGCUCCCAGACCUUCUACUGGCCCAAACCAAUCAAACACUGGUGCCCCUGAAGGCAGCUGGACUUGUGACAAAUGUGGCAAUCUCAAUUAUCCCUUUCGAACUGUUUGCAACCGCAAGGAAUGUGGAAAUGAGAAGCCAGCCUCUGGCAAGUAGAUCAUUCCCUAUUGUGCAUGGAUGGCUUAGAUCCACCAAUUCUAUGUCUACUAGAAAAUCAUUAUUUUUGCAUUAGAGAAUGAGAAAAGAACAACUAUGUUUAUAAAAGAGAGAGGAGCAAUCUUCAUUUAUAUUAAGAAAUAUCUUUUUGUUUCCUUUUUCCUCAUUAGCCAGCAUAACAACUUGUAAUUUUUAUUUUAUUUUAUAUUUUAUCUGGGCAACUUCUGUAAUCAAUGCCUGGUAAUCUGCACCAUUGGUCUCUCAGUUAUGAAGUAUUUUUUUUUUUUUU